Molecule: messenger RNA, 2208 nt
Organism: Grammomys surdaster
Lineage: Eukaryota; Metazoa; Chordata; Mammalia; Rodentia; Muridae
Gene: Gal3st4
Product: galactose-3-O-sulfotransferase 4
Exons: 4
Coding region: 401-1843 (480 amino acids)
Biological process (GO): glycolipid biosynthetic process
Cellular component (GO): membrane
Molecular function (GO): galactosylceramide sulfotransferase activity
Source: RefSeq, a predicted model, not a curated record
GGUGAGUGCCUAGAGAAGCUGAGGCUGGAACCAGUGGAGGGACCUUUGAAUUUCUGGAAGGAGACUUGAGGGGUUCACAGAAGACCCUUAACAAAGGGCUGGAGACAGAUGCCGCACUCACCAAAGCUGCAGAGGGAAAGCUGGGAUGCGGGUAAUGAGAGGAGCUCGAGGUGGAUGAGAGGAAAUCGAGUUUAGUUCUGGAUAGAGGAACGCUGACAGAGGCAAAAAUCUGCUAACUCAGGGGGCAGACUCAACCAGGGCAGCAAGGAGGCACGGGGAAUGAUCCCCUGAUCUCCAAAAGGUGCCUUCGACAGCUGUACAGCCAACUCCAGCUCUCUCUGCCACCCAUGGCUCUUGGCCCUGCCUCUGUCCCUGUUUAAUGUCACUUCCCUUGUGACACAUGGGCCCUCUGUCUCCUGCCAGGACCAUGAGGCUCUGGAGGCCUCGGAGCCUGGGGGUGGCUCUGGGAGUCUUCAUGACCAUUGGAUUUGGCCUCCAGUUCCUGGGGGGAUCAUUCCAGAGGAGGCUACCUGGACUGCAGCUCCGACAGUCCUGGAUCCCUUCACUGGGACCAACUGUUAAGUCUUGCCUACCCCGGCAGCGACUUGUGUUCUUGAAGACACACAAAUCUGGGAGCAGCUCUGUUCUCAAUCUCCUUCAUCGAUACGGGGACCAGCAGGGGCUACGUUUUGCCCUGCCUGCCCACUACCAGUUUGGCUACCCAAAGCUUUUCCAGGCUUCUAAGGUCAAAGGCUACCAUCCCCAGAGUUCGGAUACCCAGAAGCCUUUCCAUAUCCUCUGCCAUCACAUGAGAUUCAACCUGAAAGAGGUACUUCAGGUCAUGCCUUCUGAUAGCUUCUUCUUUUCCAUUGUCCGAGAUCCAGCAGCUCUAGCCCGCUCUGCCUUCUCCUAUUACAAAUCAGUUUCCUCGGCUUUCCGAAAGGCACCAUCUUUGGCCGCCUUCCUGUCCAAUCCUCGAGCCUUCUACAGACCCGGGGGCCGUGGCAACCACUAUGCACGUAACUUACUAUGGUUUGACUUUGGUUUGCCCUUCCCCCCAGAGACAAAGACCAUGAGAAUGAGUCCUCAGCUACCCAGAGACCCCAAACCCCUCCAGCUAUAUAUUGUACCUUCCAGUGCUAGCCCUGGAACUCUUUUCCGACCUAUUACCUCAGCUGCUGAUAGUUACAAGCAGCCAGCCAGCCUUGCCUCCUCAGAUUUUGGGCCCUCAUCCUUUAUCCAGUGGGGUCUGGCCUGGUUGGACUCUGUCUUUGACCUGGUCAUGGUGGCUGAGUACUUUGAUGAGUCAUUGGUUCUGUUGGCAGAUGCCCUGUGCUGGAGUCUGGAUGAUGUGGUGGGCUUCAUGCACAACGCCCAGGCUGGAAGAGAGCAGAGUGUUAUCAGGACUGCCAAUAAGCCUGUGGUGACUGAUGGAGAUCAGGAGCUAACCAAACAGGCCCGAGCUUGGAAUAACCUAGACUGGGCCCUUUACACUCACUUCAACCGUAGUCUGUGGGCACGGAUAGAACAGUAUGGCUGGAGCCGACUGCAACGUGCUGUGGCUGAGCUCCGGGCUCGAAGAGAAGCUCUGGCUAAACGCUGCCUGAUGGGAGGUGAGGCUUUAGACCCCAAAUACAUCGCUGAUGUGAGGCUCCGUCCUUUACAGUUUGGUUCAGCUAAGGUAUUGGGCUAUGUACUUCAGAAUGGACUAAACCAGAAAGACCAAGAGGAAUGUGAGCGCCUGGCUACCCCUGAGCUUCAGUAUAAGGAUAAACUUGAUGCUAAGCAGUUUCCUCCUACAGUCUCCUUGCCUCUCAAGACUUUGAAGCUACUGCCCUCAUAGGUAUCAGACUACAAAUUAGGACACAUAGGACAGGUGGAGGACCUCUAGAUACAUCUAUCUGUAUUUCCCUUGGAAGGAACAGGAAGUUUACUCUAGGGUGAGACUGGCAUUGUCUGGACUUCCUCUAGGAAUCUCAGCAGCAUCUAUUCCCUCCCCCAACUCCUAACUUUGCCACUUCAAGCCUCAAGACAGAUUCAUGUAGCAGUUCCCCAAAGCCCCCUGGAGGGGCAAAAGAUGAGAGCGACACAGAGAAAGUUUGGGGCAUAUGUCCAUUUCUCUAUGAAAUAUUUGUUAUGGAGUUGUGUUGAUUUCACUGUAAAAAUAUUUGUUGGAUGAAUAAAUGCUAUGAAACAUUUACUUAUUUU